CCCCCAAGCCGAAGAUGGAACCGAACCCCUUCAAACCCAGCAGGAAAAACGAAACCAACGGUCCCUCUGGCCCGGUAAAACCCUAAGCUUCUGGAUCUUCAUGUCCCUCUUCUUCGCCUGCACAACGACCUGGUUAACUACCGAGUUGCACGCCGUAAGGAAACAUGGGAGUUUUGCACAGGGGUUUAGAAGUGAACUUGACGCGGCCAAACACCUGUUAAAAGUCAAAACGGUGGACUUUGGCGGGAGUCCUCGGUUCAGGGAGGAUGGGACCGAGUAUGUACCUGUCCCAGAUAAUGGCGAAGCUCAUAAGGCAUACGUCGGCACGCCGAGGAGGGAGAUUGAUCAUAAUUGGGCUUUGUUGCAUUGGGGCCGGUUCUUUCUCCUGACGGAACGAGAAGCCCAAAGCGCUUGGGGUGAUGAGUACAAGCAGUUUUGGAGCCCUAAGCAUGGGGGAUAUGUGGUUGCCCUAGAAGUAAUGCACACCCUCCACUGUCUAGACCACAUCCGCAAAGCCUUCUACCCCGACCACUACCCCGUUGACAGCGACAUCCACGGCAUCUUACACCGCGACCACUGUCUUGACCACCUCCGACAAACUGUCUUGUGUAAUGCCGACCUGACGCCCAUCCCUUCGCGGUACUACAAGGCGCUGGGACAGAACUAUAUCGACUCUGAUCGCCCGCAUACUUGUCGUGAUUUUGGCAGGAUUCGAGAGUGGGUGAGUGAGAGGUUUAAUGGGAGUCUGAAAGUUGAGCCGGCUCCUGGAACGGUGGUGGAGGAUGAGUGGAGGAAUGGAGGGCCGAGCGGGGGAGGUAUGGGGAUGGGACAUGGGCAUGGACAUGGACAUGGGCAUGUAUAACCUGCCGCCGAUGGGAUGUAAACUAUUGGGAUAGGUGGGUGUGUUGAGGUCUAAUCAAAUGGUUGUAUAGGUAGUUCGUCGUUGAAGUAAUCCACUCAUCGAGGGAUAAUCGUGAUAUCUGUAUCUGAGGAUCAUUGUUACGCUGAUUUGGUGGAAGCGGCGCCAAUCCAGACACCCUAAAUUGA
This is a messenger RNA of Neurospora tetrasperma FGSC 2508, 1047 nucleotides long. RefSeq lists its product as uncharacterized. Gene Ontology annotation, biological process: mycotoxin biosynthetic process. Lineage: Eukaryota; Fungi; Ascomycota; Sordariomycetes; Sordariales; Sordariaceae. The record is from RefSeq and is a predicted model, not a curated record. Bases 101 to 862 code for a protein of 253 amino acids. The transcript has 4 exons.